AAACACCGGCCGUCCAUACCGGAAGUCAAAGGAACAGUGGAAGAAGUAGGGCAAACACAGCACAGGAGAGGAGGCUCGCAUUGCUGAAGAGCAGUCACUACUUUUUUAACUUUAGAGGCUCGUUUUUUCUAAAUAUUUAACACUUGAGCCGCUGUUAAACCAAACCGGAAAACGACGAAGUCUCCCCACUGUUACCGAUCAGUCCAGAAUCAUGUCACGACAGAUGGGAGACAGCCAUCGACGGUUCCUGCAGACCAUGAUGGCCAAUGGCAUGGUUGAUGAACAGGGGGCAAAGAGGGUCUACCAAUAUUGUUGUGAAAUCCACAACACCCAGCACGCUCCUGACAAACUGGAUGAUUUCAUUGAAACCAUCAACUCGAAGCUGCAGCCCAUGUUCAUGAAUAUUAGAAAAGGGAUGUCUGAAGAGAGCGGUGAUCAGUUCUACGCCUUGGUGAACAUGGCAGAGACUCAUGUCACCCGUAUGACGUCAGAUUAUGCUGACAAUGAGCUAGAGCUGUUCAGGAAAACGCUGGACUUGAUCGUUUAUUCCGAGAAGGGCAAUGCCUCAUCCACUGAUAUUCUGAACAGUGCUGACACCAUGACCACCAAAAAGCUGAAGAAGAGCGAGACACAGCAGCUCUUGAACCGUCUCGUGCAUGACAACUGGCUCAAUGAGAAACGGGGUGAAUACACUUUGUCCACCAGAUGCAUUAUCGAGAUGGAGCCAUACAUUCGCACAAUGUAUCAGGACCAGGUCAAGGUGUGCCACAUCUGUCGCAACAUUGCUUUCCAGUGCCAAAUUUGUGAGAACCCUACUUGUGGUAUAAAAAUUCACAACCCAUGUGUGGCCCGAUACUAUAAAGGGAAAGCAGAGCCAAGGUGUCCAGCUUGUGAGGACUUUUGGCCCCAUGAAAUCCCAGAAGUCAGGCGGCCCAGGUCUCAGUCCAGAAAAUGAGCCCAGCUUCAAAUGGUUUUUUAAAACUUGUUUUCAACUUUACCAUGUUACAAAAACCUGUUAAUAUGAUUUACUUUAUAGUUAUUUUUACAAAAAUAAAAUGUUUCACAAAAAUGUC
This is a messenger RNA of Eleginops maclovinus (Patagonian blennie), 1073 nucleotides long. It is a transcript of the gene nsmce1, whose product is annotated as NSE1 homolog, SMC5-SMC6 complex component. Gene Ontology annotation, cellular component: nucleus; Smc5-Smc6 complex. Gene Ontology annotation, biological process: double-strand break repair via homologous recombination. Gene Ontology annotation, molecular function: ubiquitin-protein transferase activity. The transcript is spliced from 8 exons. NCBI's taxonomy places the organism in Eukaryota, Metazoa, Chordata, Actinopteri, Perciformes, Eleginopidae. Bases 212 to 955 code for a protein of 247 amino acids. The record is from RefSeq and is a predicted model, not a curated record.